AUGCGUUCCAGGAUCGCGAUUUUUCUAUUGAUUUUCCUUUUUUCCCCGUUUACAGUCGGGGAUUUCUUUCGGGAACACUUGAAGAAAUAUAUCGAUUGGACGACGUCACCAUGCGAGAAUUUCUAUCGUCACGUUUGCCCGAAAAACAUGACUUAUAAUGAGACGGUGAUGGGGAAAUCGGAGGCGAUUUUGCAAAAAUUAAAUGAGAAUGUCUCGCAUUUGCUUGGAGAUUACGAUAUUAUUUGGUAUGACUUUCUGACGUACGCGAAUGUCUCAUCGAACUUCAACAAGACUCUCUACGUCAAGAAACUUUUAGAAAAUUGCAACAACGAGUAUGAAUGUGUUUUCUCAAAAUUUCGUCCCAUCUACACCGCUUGCGAGUUGACGGUGAAUCGCUUGGAUUUGUACUAUAAUUUGACGCAAUUCUCGCGAAAUGUCACCGAAUUGGCGAACGUAGCCGGGCAACUCUUGGAGAAUAUCGAUAAACGACCCGUCGAUGAAUUCAUCGACAUGUACACAAAGCUACGCUCAAGAAUGUUGAUCAUUGACAAGCUUGAAGUCUACUACAAAUCCCAAGAAGCGAAAGAGGAUCUGAAUAAGAUUAUCUACCACUUGAAAAGCGUUAUAUUGAGAAUAUUGAAGGCGACUCCUUGGUUGAAUCGUUUGGAAGAUUUCGGGGUUGAGAAAUGGAAAACUCUCGAAUUCUACCUCAACAAGAUGAACAUUUAUUUUGGAAUGGAUGAACAGGAGAGGAAUAAAACGAUGUGGAUCCGCGCCACUCGGCAGUACAACGUUGAGUACUUUCGGCUUGUCAGCGAUUCAAGGCCCCUUCGCAACAGUUUAGAUCUGAAAUUGUUGCAUCGAUUGGUGGAGAAUAAAUUGAGGAAAGAGCUGGGAGAGGUGAACGAGUCACGACUAGAGACAAGCGAAGAGUACAACGCGUUGAAUCUCUUCGACUCCGUCUACAUAGCUUUAUCGAUCGUGAUCGCAUCAAGAAAUAUCACAACCGCGUCAAAGUACGCUUCACUUGGGUACACUCUAAGCCACGAAAUGUAUCAUACAUUCAUCGAGACGGGAAACGAUUAUGUCGAUGAGAUUUUCACGAAUCAAACCGAUUGUGUGAUGAGUCAUUUCAAGGAUUAUUGCGAUCUUUUCAGAGAGCAAACCUACUGCGAAAGCGGUGAAUUGACCCUGGUCGAGGAUGGACCCGAUUUGGAGGGUGUCAAAGCCGCGUACCAAGCUUUCGUCGAAGCAAUUGGCGAAGACGACUUGUACGCGAAUCCGUAUGAGGAUUUGGACAUGACGAAUGACGAGCUUUUUUAUUAUUCUCUCGCAGCUGACACUUGCACGGAUUUUCAGCAGUCUCAGCACGAAGAGGAAAACGAGCACUCGGCGGCUUACGUUCGCGUCAAUGCAAUGCUCAGUCAAUUGCCGAGAUUUGCUGAGACUUUCGGCUGCGUGCAAUCGGAUCCAAUGUUCGUGGCGCCGGAAGAGCAAUGUCACAUUUUUGGACGCAAAGCCGAACAAUAUCGA
Molecule: messenger RNA, 1533 nt
Organism: Mesorhabditis belari
Lineage: Eukaryota; Metazoa; Nematoda; Chromadorea; Rhabditida; Rhabditidae
Source: the annotation of a GenBank genome assembly